UCCGUCUCCAAGCUCGGGGCGCGAGUUGCCAGGACUGGUGGCUGCGGCUGCGUGGUGCUCGGCUUCAGGGGCUUGCGGGCGGCGGCUGACGGGGCGGCGCAGCGGCGGGUGCGCAGAAAGAAGCAGCUUUGAGUCUGAGCUUGAGUUUGAAAGAAGAAAUGAAAAAUAGCAAAUGGAUCAGAAAGAACUGGCUUCUUGUAGCUGGGAUUUUCUUCACAGGCAUCCAUCUCGGAACAUAUUUUAUACAGAGAGCUGCAAAACAAUCUGUAAAGUCUCAGCCUGAACUCAAACAAAAGAGUUUGAAUAAUGAACUAAAAUAA
Globicephala melas (long-finned pilot whale) is the source of this 320-nucleotide messenger RNA. RefSeq lists its product as uncharacterized. The record is from RefSeq and is a predicted model, not a curated record. Lineage: Eukaryota; Metazoa; Chordata; Mammalia; Artiodactyla; Delphinidae.